CCCGUCGGAGUUGCAGGAAGGGGUGGAUUGUGUGUAUGUGUCACCGCGCGGCGGCCUCUGUAGUUCAGAGAUGGCGGAAUAUACCUGCGUGAAAUCCACCAAGCUAGUUCUCAAGGGGGCGAAGGAGAAAAGUAAGAAAAAACACAGAGAUAAGAAAAGAAAAAGAGAAGAAAAUGCAGAAGAUCAGCUUGAUAUUGUUGGAAGCUGGUGGGCAGUAAAAAAUUUUGGUGAAAUCACAGGAACUGUGGCAAUAGAACUGGACAAGGGAGCUUAUAUCCACGCUCUUGACAAUGGCCUUUUUACACUUGGAGCACCACAUAAAGAGGACGAUGGCCCUAGUCCUCCUGAACAGUUUACAGCAGUAAAGUUGUCUGACACCAGAAUUGCACUGAAGUCUGGCUAUGGCAAAUACCUUGGCAUAAAUUCAGAUGGUCUUGUUAUUGGACGAUCAGAUGCAAUAGGAUCAAGAGAGCAAUGGGAACCUGUCUUCCAAGAUGGGAAAAUGGCUUUAUUAGCAGCAAAUAGCUGCUUUAUCACCUGUAAUGAAGAGGGAGAUAUAGAAGCCAAAAGUAAAACUGCAGGAGAAGAAGAAAUGAUAAAGAUCCGUACUUGUGCUGAAAGAGAAGCUAAGCAGAAAGAUGACAUUCCAGAAGAAGACAAAGGAAAUGUUAAACAAUGUGAAAUCAAUUAUGUAAAGAAGUUCCAAAGUUUCCAAGAUCGUAAACUCAAAAUAAGCCAAGAAGACAGUAAAGCUCUCAAAAAAGCUAGAAAAGAAGGCACUUUCCAUGAGACGCUGCUGGACAGGCGAGCAAAAUUGAAAGCCGAUAGAUACUGCAAGUGACAAAAACAAUUGGCUUGUUUGCUUGCUUUUAUAUCCUUUGGUUGUCCACCUGAACAUACUAUCUGAAUAAGACAUUUUGCAAAAGUGACUUUAUUUAUGGAAAGACUUUUUUGUUCCUACUUCUCAUUAGAAUUACUUUACACAGUAUUGAAAUUUGGUAUGCAGAAUUUGAUCCAAAACUAAAUAGCUUUAGCAAAUUGAAUUGUCGAAGAUUCAGAGAAGCAACUCAGUAAUCUGAAGGUCAUGAUUAACAAUAAAGAAGAGAAGAGCUGAAUACAAAACCAAACUACAAAGUUGCCCUGACAAAUUGUAUUUUCAUUGAAUAAAUAAAUAUUUUAUCAAGCUAAUGUCUCUCUGAACAUAUGGGACUGAAGUCUCAGCUUGACUUCAGUUGAGCUAUGCUGCCUGAUACCAACUGAGGAUCUAGAAUGGUUUUCAACAUUUAUAGAGAACAAUGGGUCAUUAAGUGAAUACUUACAUAAACUAUGUAUUUGAAAAACAGUAUGGAGAAAUGUAGAAAUUGAGGUUCUUCAUGAGAAAAAGAGACCCCUUAAUUACUCAUAUGUUGCUGAUGUUUUUAUGUUCUUUCAGAUUUUUCUAACUUAAAGCUGUUAGAUGGACUUGUUUCUAUCUUUUAAAGUAAAAAUGUUAAAGAAUGUUGAAAAUGCAGAUACUGUGCAUUCCUAAUAACUAUUACGUAGAAUACUGGUUGCUAUUUAUGCUUGUUACCAAAAUUUUAUUUUAAUAAAAUCCCUUUAUGGGAA
Emys orbicularis (European pond turtle) is the source of this 1605-nucleotide messenger RNA. It is a transcript of the gene FRG1, whose product is annotated as FSHD region gene 1. NCBI's taxonomy places the organism in Eukaryota, Metazoa, Chordata, Testudines, Emydidae. The record is from RefSeq and is a predicted model, not a curated record. Bases 71 to 841 code for a protein of 256 amino acids. The transcript is spliced from 9 exons. Gene Ontology annotation, molecular function: actin filament binding. Gene Ontology annotation, cellular component: striated muscle dense body; nucleolus; catalytic step 2 spliceosome.